GGUCUGAAGACCUGACAAAGCCAAGUCCUGCUCCCUGGCCACUCUCAGAAAGUCGAGGCUAAUCUGACACUGAGCCUAUUCUUUCAGACCACAGCACCAUGCCCAUGACCCUGGGUUACUGGGACAUCCGCGGGCUGGCCCAUGCCAUCCGCAUGCUCCUGGAGUACACAGACUCAAGCUAUGAGGAGAAGAGAUACACCAUGGGCGACGCUCCUGACUAUGACCAAAGCCAGUGGCUGAACGAGAAAUUCAAGCUGGGCCUGGACUUCCCCAAUCUGCCAUAUUUAAUUGAUGGAUCACACAUGAUCACCCAGAGCAACGCCAUCCUGCGCUAUCUUGCCCGCAAGCACAACCUGUGUGGGGAGACAGAAGAGGAGAGAAUUCGUGUAGAUAUUUUGGAGAAUCAACUUAUGGACAACCGCAUGGUGCUAGCCAGGCUUUGCUAUAACCCUGACUUUGAAAAGCUGAAGCCAGGGUACCUGGAGCAACUCCCAGAAAUGAUGAGGCUUUACUCUGAGUUCCUGGGCAAGCGGCCAUGGUUUGCAGGGGACAAGAUCACCUUUGUGGAUUUCAUUGCUUAUGAUGUUCUUGAGAGGAACCAAGUAUUCGAACCCAAGUGUUUGGAAGCAUUCCCAAACCUGAAGGACUUCAUAUUUCGCUUUGAGGGCCUGAAGAAGAUCUCAGACUACAUGAAGAGCAGUCGCUUCCUCCCAAGACCCGUGUUCUUAAAGAUAGCCAUCUGGGGCAACAAGUAGGGCCUUGGCAGGGUGGGAUUUAGGAUUAAGAUGCCAGAUGUCCUUGGUUUGCAGGGAGCCCUGGGGAGCAGCCAGGACCUCUGUAGCCCCAGAGCCACCGUUUCCUUCUCCCUUCUCUUCCAUCCCGUCCAGACCCCAAGUCCUAACCAGCUCUCUUUUUUGCUCAUUCAGUGCCUGCCCAACAUAGGUGCUUUAAAGCCCCAGCAACUCCUUUCCAUGAUCCAGGUACUCUUCUGCACUGCAGUGCCCCUCACAGGCCCCAAGGUACCCUUCUGCACUGCAGUGCCCCUCACAGGCCCCAAGGUACCCUUCUGCACUGCAGUGCCCCUCACAGGCCCCAAGGUACCCUUCUGCACUGCAGUGCCCCUCACAGGCCCCAAGGUACCCUUCUGCACUGCAGUGCCCCUCACAGGCCCCAAGGUACCCUUCUGCACUGCAGUGCCCCUCACAGGCCCCAAGGUACCCUUCUGCAGUGCAGUGCCCCUCACAGGCCCCAAGGUACCCUUCUGCACUGCAGUGCCCCUAUAGGCUCCAAGGUACCCUUCUACACUGCAGUGCCCCUCACAGGCUCCAAGGUACCCUUUUAUACUGCAGUGCCCCUCACAGGCUCCAAGGUACCCUUUUAUACUGCAGUGCCCCUACAGGCUCCAAGGUACCCUUCUGCACUGCAGUGCCCCUCACAGGCUCAUGUCUGUGGAUACUUGGUUCCCCACUGAUGGCCACUUUGGGCAAUUGUGGGUUCUCUGGCAGGUGGGGGGUCUAUCUGGAGAGAGUAGGUUGCUAGGAGCAUAGCCUUUGACCUUUGUGGCUAAGUCCUCUUCUGCUUGCUCUCUGUGUCCCGCUGAACGAGACACGAGCAAGUUGCGCUGUGACAGAAGCAUGUGUCACUACACCUGUGACUCAGGCCUGCUGCUCGCCUUCCCUGCCACUUUGAACUGUAUCUCCUGAACCAUGAACCAGAAUAAAUCGUUCUCCCCCUA
Molecule: messenger RNA, 1735 nt
Organism: Peromyscus eremicus (cactus mouse)
Lineage: Eukaryota; Metazoa; Chordata; Mammalia; Rodentia; Cricetidae
Product: glutathione S-transferase Mu 7
Exons: 8
Coding region: 99-755 (218 amino acids)
Biological process (GO): glutathione metabolic process
Molecular function (GO): glutathione transferase activity
Source: RefSeq, a predicted model, not a curated record